Molecule: messenger RNA, 471 nt
Organism: Adineta steineri
Lineage: Eukaryota; Metazoa; Rotifera; Eurotatoria; Adinetida; Adinetidae
Source: the annotation of a GenBank genome assembly
AUGAGUAAAACAGGUGCAAAUUUUGGUGGUACUGUUGGUUGGGAUCAACAGACUGUUAUUGGUAAACGUGCACCACGACCUGGAGAAUUAAAAUCUGAAUCUGCCAUUGCAGCUGCUGAGCGUGCAGGUGUUGCUAUAGAUACAUCAAAGAAAUUUGCUGCUGGAAAUAAUCAACAACAUCAAGCAGCAAAAAACACUGCUGUUUUAGAUCGUGAAACAGAAGAAUUACAUCAUGACAGGGUUGAUAAAGAUGUUGCACGUGCUAUUCAAACAGCACGAGUUGCGAAAGAAUGGACACAAGCUGAUUUAGCAAGAAAUGUUAAUGAAAAACAACAAAUCAUUAAUGAAUAUGAACAAUCAAAAGCAAUUCCAAAUCAACAAGUUUUAAGUAAAUUGGAACGUGCAUUAGGUGUUAAAUUACGUGGAAAAGAUAUUGGUGAACCACUUACCUUUGGACCAAAGAAGAAAUAA